CUCUGUCUUUUUCCGAUAAGAUUUUUCAGCAACCAAACAAAAUCCUCUCUCUCUCGAAUAUUCGCAUACAAUUUUUACUAAAAUGUUCACUUCCAGUUUCACAAUUCUCUAAUUUUGACGUUAUAUGGCCACUCUCUUACCGUCGCCGGACAUUUCCUCGUUCUCCACCGGUCGCCGUCCGUCCAGUAUAUUUUCCGGCGAAAACCAUAGAAAUGUAAAGAAACUCGCUAUUCCAAACGGACAAUUAUCAGCUCCGUUGAAGGUUAGUACGAUGUCGUCUACGAAGCUGGAUAAGGAGGAAGAGCAGAAGCGGAAUUACUAUCUGAAUACGGGUUACGCUAUUCGGAUUCUCAGAGAAGAGUUUCCUGCGCUUUUCUAUAAAGAGCUAAACUUUGAUAUCUACAGGGAUGAUAUAGUCUUCAAAGAUCCCCUCAAUACUUUUACUGGCAUCGAGAACUAUAAAUCGAUCUUUUGGGCUUUACGAUUCCAUGGCAGGAUGUUCUUUAGUGCUUUGUGGAUAGAUAUUGUUAGUGUAUGGCAGCCUGUGGAAGGCAUGAUAAUGGUUCGAUGGACUGUUCAUGGCAUUCCCCGUGUUCCAUGGGAGAGUCGUGGUCGAUUUGAUGGCACUUCAGAGUAUAAACUAGACAAAGAUGGGAAGAUUUAUGAGCACCGGGUUCACAACAUUGCGCUGAAUGGACCCCAAAAGUUCCAUGUACUUGCUGUGCAGGAAUUAAUUGGAUAUAUCGGCUGUCCCUCCACACCAAAGCCGACUUUCUUUGAGAUCUCGUUCCAUUCUCUGGAUAACAUUAUGCCAGUGGAGAAAUUUGCCGAGUUCAGGCUUCACCUUGGUUCAAUUUUAGCCUCCGUUAAAAGAGAUGAGGAGGAAGAAUCACAGCAAAAAUAGCAUUGUGACAAAGUGCUAAAAGUUUUGAUGGAGCUUAGCGCUGGUUUCCAGACUUGCACCAGUGCUCUACGUAUUUAUACAUAUAUAUUAUAUAUAACUUUCAGGGUCAGCUCGAUGUAUCUGGAGUUCAUUCUUGUCUUCUGGUUUCUACUUCUCAUCUGAGUUUGAAAAUUUUACAGCUGUAAAUUUUUGUACAGUAUAUCUUACUACUGAGUUUGCAGUUAUUUUCUAGCUGAAUAUGUUCUCCACAAAUUGUAAUGAAAUAUUUCCCUGCAUAGAAGUAGUGAUAAUAUCCAACACAUAAAAUAGUUUUGGAGAAUUUACUAUUCUGCUAUUUGUUCUGA
This is a messenger RNA of Nicotiana tabacum (common tobacco), 1248 nucleotides long. RefSeq lists its product as uncharacterized. The record is from RefSeq and is a predicted model, not a curated record. NCBI's taxonomy places the organism in Eukaryota, Viridiplantae, Streptophyta, Magnoliopsida, Solanales, Solanaceae.